Rosa rugosa (rugosa rose) is the source of this 2598-nucleotide messenger RNA. RefSeq names its product proline-rich receptor-like protein kinase PERK1. Gene Ontology annotation, molecular function: protein kinase activity; ATP binding. The coding region runs from base 1009 to 2115 and encodes 368 amino acids. Lineage: Eukaryota; Viridiplantae; Streptophyta; Magnoliopsida; Rosales; Rosaceae. The transcript has 7 exons. The record is from RefSeq and is a predicted model, not a curated record. Gene Ontology annotation, biological process: protein phosphorylation.
UGAAACCACUAGGUAUAGAUAUAGAGUAGCAUUAGAAAUGCUUAGUUAGUAGUGGAGUUAAUACAAUGAAGGUUCCUAUUGCCAGUGGAAUGUUAAAUUUCAAAUCUUAAUUUCUUGUAUUGAUCCUAUUAGAUUCUAGUAGUCAGAGAGUCAUUCAUUUAAUUUUUCCUGAUUUUCUAUAACUGCUGACUUUGAUUUAGACGUGCCCCUGGAGAUUAUAUAUUUAGUUUAAUUGAUGAUUUAGUUGUCUUCAUCUAUAUCUAUAUAAUUAAGCAAAUUCUUCAAGAAAUGGUUAAAUUUUUGAACUACCAUAUAUACCCUCACAUAAUAUAAAUAUUAAUAAAUAAAUUAUUUCUAUAUGAGGAUAAGAUAGUCAAUAUACUAUAUCAUAUUUGAAAAACUUGCAAUACCUCCCGUGAAAAAAUGAGAAACUUCCCUAAAAUUAGGAGAGGUUUUUUAAUUUAAAAAAAUGAAAGCCAAUUGACAUGUGCGGAGCACAUGUUAAGGGGCUAGUAGAUCUUUAUCGUGUUACACUUCACUUGCUUUGUCUUAGCACCUUUUUAUUUGUCCUACUUCGUUCCCCACCAAGCAGCCAUUAUAAAUCUCUGGACUAGGGAAAACAGAAUGGUUUCGUCUAUGCAGUUCUUUUGUUGGUGUAAUAAUGUUUCAUCUUUGAUAGUGUCGAAAGACAACCACCAUCGUUCUCGUGCUAAAUUGGCUUUCACCUUGCUCUCAGUGAGAAAAAUAGUGUCAGACAUUCGUUUGCAUGUAAACUUUCAUGAAAGCUUAUGAAUUUGAAUACAAAGUCAUAUACGUUCAAUUAGCAUCCAGACCAUAUAGACCUUAAGCAAAGGAAAGCAGUCAUGUGCAUCCCUUAUAUAUUUAUUUAGCCAUGUUUUUAUCUUCCCACACGACCGUUAGCUUUCUAAGGAUGAAUUGUAUGGAUCAGAUAAACCGCCCCCAGCCUUUGGAUUUUCCAAAAGCACAUUUACAUAUGAAGAAUUAGUCAUGGCAACAAAUGGAUUCUCCAACGACAAUCUUCUUGGUCAAGGAGGCUUUGGUUUUGUCCAUAAAGGUAUUCUUCCAAAUGGGAAAGUGGUUGCAAUUAAACAGCUGAAAGCUGGGAGUGGACAGGGGGAGCGUGAAUUCCAGACAGAGAUUGAAGUCAUUACUCGUGUCCAUCACAGACAUCUUGUAUCACUGGUUGGAUACUGCAUUAGUGGGGCCCAGAGAUUGCUUGUUUAUGAGUUCGUUUCCAACAACACCUUGGAAUUUCACUUGCAUGGAAAGGGGCGACCAACUAUGACUUGGCCAACAAGAAUGAAAAUUGCUCUAGGAUCUGCAAAAGGAUUGGCAUAUCUCCAUGAGGACUGUCAUCCCAAGAUCAUACACCGUGACAUCAAGGCUGCCAAUAUUCUUAUUGAUGACAACUUUGAGGCAAAGGUUGCAGACUUUGGACUUGCCAAGUUUGCCUUAGAUACAGAUACUCAUGUCUCCACAAGGGUUUUGGGAACUUUUGGAUACCUAGCUCCUGAAUAUGCAACCAGUGGAAAGCUCAGUGAUAAGUCAGAUAUCUUCUCUUUCGGGGUCGUGCUAUUGGAGUUGAUUACUGGACGCCAACCCAUUGAUAAAACUCAUUCCUUCACUGAUGAUAGCAUGGUUGAGUGGGCAAGGCCUUUGCUCGCGCGAGCAUUGGAAAAGGGAAUCUUUGAUGGUCUUGUUGAUGAAAGGUUGCAGAAUGAUUACAACUCCAGCGAAAUGGCUCAUAUGAUUGCCUGCGCUGCUGCUUCUGUGUGUGAUUCUGCCCGCCGUCGGCCAAAAAUGAGCCAGGUAGUUCGAGCUUUGGAAGGCAAUCUUUCUCCAGAUGAAUUAAAUGCAGUUAUACCAGGUCUAAGUAUGAUAUACAGUUCCUCUGAAGGCACACAAUACAGCACUCGUGAAUACAAGGAAGACAUGUUGAAAUUUAGAAAGUUAGCACUAGAAAGCCCAGAGCUAGAUCAAGGAAUUAGUGAGAUCAGUGGGCCCAGCAGUGAUUUUGGCCAGCACCAAUCUGCCUCUAGUGGUGAAGCCCAACAAACCAGUCAAGAUACCGAACACUAUGGUAAAAGCUCUUGACAACUGAUUCCCAGAUUCUUGAACAAUGCCAAUUUCUCCCACUCUCCACCCUGUAUGCUCCCUAACUUGCUGAACCACAGACGCUAUUGGCAUGCUUACUUGGAAACACCACUUCUAACUGUACAUUUGGUAAAGUGAAUGUAUCUAUUGUUCAGGUAGGUAAGUGAGCUUUCCUCUGAGUUGCAUACUCGGUUGUUUGAACCAUUUAAGUGCUUCUUCCCAUACUAAAGUUUGAUUGGAUCUGGUGGCUUGUGUGUUCAUAUCAAAAUCUAUCAUCCACAUUAGUCCCCAAUUAGCUCCUAGAUGGAGUUGGCGGAGGGAACAAAAUUGACAUCAUUUAUCGUAGGCACAAUUUGAAGAAGGAAUAAUUUUUAAUGUAGUUUAGUGAAAUCUCUGUGUACAUGUUGUAUUAUUAUUUUUUUGACCAAUACAUGUAUUUUGUAUUCUGUAUAUCAAUAAACUGAAAAAUUGGUUUGUCAUGUC